Messenger RNA from Bufo bufo (common toad), 1352 nucleotides. It is a transcript of the gene EVI2A, whose product is annotated as ecotropic viral integration site 2A. Lineage: Eukaryota; Metazoa; Chordata; Amphibia; Anura; Bufonidae. The transcript is spliced from 2 exons. Bases 230 to 979 code for a protein of 249 amino acids. The record is from RefSeq and is a predicted model, not a curated record. Gene Ontology annotation, cellular component: membrane.
GGGGUUAGGUCUUUUUUAUAAGCUAGCGUAACAUUGAGCAUGAGCAAAAUCAAAAGCGGAAGUCUGACAGCUCUGUGGUCUAACACUAAAGGAAACAGCAGCAAGGCGAUCUUCAGAGCACAACAAGAUUUCAAGAGUAAGGAAGGCUUUGCAACCGGUGCGACACAGAUUCAACAGACGUCCUGAGUGAAGACGACUACCAAGAUACCAAAGGACUCAAGAAAGCCACAUGAAGAACAUGCAGCCUUCACUGCAUCUUGUCAUACUGUUUCUUUCUUUCAGUUGUAAAGCAGAAGUAGGCAUCGCCAAUUUCAACACCGAUAAACUAGUCAUAACCGACAUAAACAGCACAUCUGAUGCUCCAGUUCAUUUCCUGUCCCUUCAUGAAGACAAUUCUACAACCUCUGUGUAUAAAAUUGCUCCAGAACUUCGAGGACAAGGCGUAACUACUAAUAAACCCACUAGGACAACAGUUUCAUAUAACGUCACCCAACAAACGACAAGUAAGGAAACAAAGGGGGUUCAAAGCAACUAUACUGUCAUACCCCACAACCCAAACAUCACAGCUACUGCAACCUGUACAGUCGAUGAGAAAUACAAGACGGGAAUAAUAAUCUGCGUCCUCGUCAUAGCCGUGUUGGUAUUUAUUAUUGCAGUGUUAAUCAUAUGUACAGUGGUGCUGGCAAACAAGGUAUCGGCUCUAAAGGCAAAGCUAACACAAUCAAAGCGCCAAGCAAGAAGCAAUGGGGACUUUCUAAGCGCAUCAAGUAUUUUGUGGCCAUUAGGCAUGGAAACCUGGCAGAAGAAGGCUCAUGAAGCCAAUUUAACCAUGGAUGAGAUUUCACUGGGAGAUACCAAUACAAUUGAAAAGCUUAAACUGAUGGCAACUCCUACCCUAGCCAGAUCGAGAGAGGACACAGAGGAAAACAAAAGCUUCACAACUGCAACUAUGACCACUAUAUCCACAGUAGAAGUCUGAACAUUCGGUACUUCACUGUACCAAACUCUGAGUUGGAUCUAUGGGAUGAAACCUUACUGAAUAUUUUGUCUCGGACUGCUAUUUUUUUUAGUUUGACAGUAGAAAACUUGGACUUUUAUGACAAGAAGGCAUUGAACUUUGAAAAAACUUUGUAGACGUCAUACAAGAAAAUACUAGAUGUAGAGGCAGCAGGUAAAAGUGACAUAACACCACUGCAGGACCAGACAACAAACCCUGUAACCAUGGAGACAAAUAGGUCUGCACAGGAGCUUUAGACACAAUACAGUAGGAUACUUUAACCAAUAUCGUUUUCAAAGUUACGGUACUAUUUUUGUUCUAGAUGCACUGGAGAAAUCAAAAGUAAAAGUUUGAC